Saimiri boliviensis boliviensis (Bolivian squirrel monkey) is the source of this 2538-nucleotide messenger RNA. It is a transcript of the gene PCYT1A, whose product is annotated as phosphate cytidylyltransferase 1A, choline. NCBI's taxonomy places the organism in Eukaryota, Metazoa, Chordata, Mammalia, Primates, Cebidae. Gene Ontology annotation, cellular component: endoplasmic reticulum. Gene Ontology annotation, biological process: CDP-choline pathway. Gene Ontology annotation, molecular function: choline-phosphate cytidylyltransferase activity; phosphatidylcholine binding. The record is from RefSeq and is a predicted model, not a curated record.
GUGGGCGGGACUUCCGGCCGGCUCUUCCGUCAGCUCCCUUCUCGGGGCGUCUCCCCGCAACCUCCUCUACUUCCCUCGUCGGUGACACGGCGCCGGGCGGAGAUCCGGCCGGGCCGGGCCGGGGGAGGGCCACCGCGGGUGCGUGCCUGCCCGUGCGUCUGUGUUCGGGAGGACGGACUGUGGGGCCGCGGCCGCCAGGCGACGGGGACCGAGGCAGGGCGCGCUGUGCUGCGAAACCGGCUUCGCGGACGGAACCUGUGCACAGGAUAGAAAUGCUCCGCGUGUUUGCACGUUAAAAGAAGAUGGAUGCACAAUGUUCACCCAAAGUCAGUGCCAGGAAGAGGAGAAAAGAGGCACCUGGACCCAAUGGGGCAGCAGAGGAAGACGGGAUUCCUUCCAAAGUGCAGCGCUGUGCAGUUGGCUUACGGCAACCAGCUCCUUUUUCUGAUGAAAUUGAAGUGGACUUUAGUAAGCCCUAUGUCAGGGUAACUAUGGAAGAAGCCAGUAGAGGAACUCCUUGUGAGCGGCCCGUGAGAGUUUAUGCUGAUGGAAUAUUUGACUUAUUUCACUCUGGUCAUGCCCGAGCUCUGAUGCAAGCAAAGAACCUUUUCCCUAAUACAUACCUCAUCGUGGGAGUUUGCAGUGAUGAGCUAACGCACAACUUCAAGGGCUUCACGGUGAUGAAUGAGAAUGAGCGCUACGAUGCGGUGCAGCACUGCCGCUACGUGGACGAGGUCGUGAGGAACGCGCCCUGGACCCUCACACCUGAGUUCCUGGCAGAACACCGGAUUGAUUUUGUAGCCCACGAUGACAUCCCUUAUUCAUCUGCUGGCAGUGACGAUGUCUAUAAGCACAUCAAGGAAGCAGGCAUGUUUGCUCCAACACAGAGGACAGAAGGCAUCUCCACAUCAGACAUCAUCACCCGGAUUGUGCGGGACUACGAUGUGUAUGCGCGGCGGAACCUGCAGCGGGGCUACACAGCGAAGGAGCUCAACGUCAGCUUCAUCAACGAGAAGAAAUACCACUUGCAGGAGAGGGUUGAUAAAGUAAAGAAGAAAGUGAAAGAUGUGGAGGAAAAGUCAAAAGAAUUUGUUCAGAAGGUGGAGGAAAAAAGCAUCGACCUCAUUCAGAAAUGGGAGGAGAAGUCCCGAGAAUUCAUCGGAAGUUUUCUGGAAAUGUUUGGUCCAGAAGGAGCACUGAAACAUAUGCUGAAAGAGGGGAAAGGCCGGAUGCUCCAGGCCAUCAGUCCAAAGCAGAGCCCCAGCAGCAGCCCUGCUCGUGAGCGCUCCCCCUCCCCGUCUUUCCGAUGGCCCUUCUCUGGCAAGACUUCUCCACCCUGCUCUCCAGCAAAUCCCUCCAGGCGCAAGGUGGCAGCCUGUGAUAUCAGUGAGGACGAAGAAGACUGACUUUCCCUCCCUCCUUUCCUUUCCUCUCCCCAUGUCCCGUUACCUUCAGAAGCUCUCUGUUGAAUUCCAAAUUGUGACCCCAACACUAAACCUAAGGACAGCUACAAAGGAAAGACAACCGAGGCAAGAGGACCUAGGACUCGGGGAACCGAAACAGCCCAUCCUCCAGGAGACCUCACUCACCCCGCCAAGGAGGUGGCCUGCACCCUAGAAGCCUCCUCUGCGUCCGCUCACCCUCCCCAGGGUAUGUUCACGUUCAUGCUAUGUUCACGUGAUCUCGACAGGGAAAUGGUCAUUUUUAUUAAUUUUUUAAAAUUAGUCUUUCAAAUGUAGAACUAAUUUUUUUGCCCCCGAGGAGUGGGCAGAAGGAGGAGGCAGUGUAAUCCGCAGAGGCCUUUUCUUCCCGGUCCACUCUAGCAUUUGCCUUCUGUUCUGAAGCAAAGUGGCUUGCCAAGUCCUUCCCGAAAUGAGCCGUGCCGAUGGGUGAUUUGUGGAGAAAUACCCUAAUUUUGAUUUCCUUAAGGAAAGGCCAAAAGCCGAAUUACAGUCACAGAUCCCCUCAAUGUGUGGCUGUCACCAGUGCCACUGUGGCUGUGGGAAGAAGGAGAUCUGAGCCUCACUUUUCUUACUCCCUGAGGAGUUUCUUGUUGGACCCAAUGGGGUCCAUGAAGACACUGAUGGGGAUGGAACCAGACCCAUGGCGUCACCCGCAGUGUUUCUGCUGUGUUCAUCGUCUCAGAAAACUCUGUUGCCCAGUUCUUUGGGAGCUUCCGUCAGUCUCUUUCCUGCCAUCUACCUUUGAAGGAAGGAACACUUUUAGGGUGACUGAUAAGGAGAGGAGCGGGACAAUACUCAAACCUAUACCGUGUCAGCUGAGAGAGUUUCCUACUGGGAGUAAGUGCCUGGCCCUGCUGCUCCUAUUUGAAUGCUAUUAAUAUUGCCUAGCCUUUUAGAAAGGGUACUUUGUAAAUGUCUGCCAUUGGAACUUGAUGUUAAUCCAUUUUGCUCAUAGCCAUAUUGAAUAUUUAGAUUUGCACCGAAUGUAGAAGCAAAAGCCUAAGGAAAAACCUUCCUUUCUAAAGCAACAGCCUUAUCUUGACCUGUGUCCCCCUUAAGAACAUUCUUCACUGGA